AGCUAAACAUUGCCGUUCGGUCCGUCUCCUCCGGUUCCUCCCGCAUCUGCUGCUUUCUGAUCAGCUACGUCGGCCGAGUCGAGCGCAUACCUUAACUACAUGCCAGAUGAUGCACCGAGGGUGGUUUUUUAAUAAAGACCACCCGCUAUGCAGUGCUGCCGCCCGGUGCGCGACUUAUAGCAAUCUGUUAGACAGGAUAUAGAUCGAGUGCAGACACCAGGAAGCUGAAGGGGGCAAAAAAAGAAGAACAGCGAGAGCAGACAGAUAGGAGGCCACGGUUCCUCCUCACACACAUACACACAUCACCGCGGCCUUGAUGGUGAUGUAUGCAAGGAAACCAACAAGAGUCAGCGAUGGGUGCAACGACAGAAGGGAUUCACAAUCCUAUCAGACCCAUAAAUCUCAGCCAAAGAGCCAAUCAAGCAGCCUUCACCGUUACGACAAGGUGCGCGAUGGCUCAUCGGAUCCCACGCCCCCUUACAAGAUGCUGCGGCGCUCAGACGAAAGUCCCGUUAGCAGGCACGGAGACAGCGCCGGACACGGCAAGGCGAAACCCUCUCACGUUGUUAGAGGAAAAAAUGGGACCAGCGGCUCUCCUCAGGAGAACUCUCACAACAACAGCUCCCACCAUGGCGCCGCCGACUCACAUGCGACCCAGAGCAAGCCUGCAGACAGGGACCCAGCAGAUGACUGGACAGAACACAUUAGCUCCUCUGGGAAGAAGUACUACUAUAAUUGUAGAACUGAGGUCUCCCAGUGGGAGAAGCCCAAGGACCUGUUGGAGAGGGAACAACGGCAGAAAGAUUCAGUCAAGAUGGCACCGAACAGUUUCCCCCGGGACAUGGACUACAGACAAGAGGCAUUGCAGGACAAAGCCACAACAAAGACAACAUCAGGGGACCAGUCCACAGCGUCCGCCUCCUCCUCUUCCUCUUCUUCUUCUCAGAGCCUGAACGCUGCCUCUGCCGGCGCUUUAGGCUCCACCCCCUCCAACAUGUCGUCGUCCUCCUCCUCCUCUACGGGGCAGGUGCCUCCGUCUGUCCAGUCUCCGUCUCCGGCGUUGCUCCAGGACCCCGCCCUCUUGCAUCAGCUGCUCCCAGCUCUGCAGGCGACGCUGCAGAUGAACAACGGCAACAUGGACAUGGCUAAACUCAACGAGGUCUUGGCAGCUGCUGUCACCCAAGCUUCCUUACGGUCUGUGCUUCAUAAGCUCCUCACUGCCGGACCCGCUUUCAACGUCACUGCUCUGCUAUCAGCUGCUCAGCACUCCAACCAAGCCCAGCACUCCAGUCAGUCUCCGGUCUCUCUGACUUCAGAUGCGUCCUCGCCGCGGCCGUACGUGUCGCCGCGGAACGGUGCGCCGCAGAGCAACCAGAAGUCCCUGCUGGGCGCGCACCCCUGCGGCAUCUCGUCCUCGCAAACCAGGGGCAAUAUGUCCUCGGGGAAGCCUGGAUCAGCCUCUUUGUCUCAGAACACAGAAAAGCGUCCAGAAGACCCAAGGACUCUGCAGCAGAGAAGCAGCCAGGAGAUUCUGUGUGCGGGAUCAAACGCGUCUGGCGCCGCUUUGCCAACCGUCCCCUCCGGCAGCACCAGCCAAACCCAGUCUGACACGCCUGGCACCUUCACCCCCACCCUGGCAGCUCACUUUGAUGAAAACCUCAUCAGACAUAUCCAAGGAUGGCCUUCAGAGAACACUGAGAAACAGGCGGCUCGUUUGCGUGAGGACAUCCACAACAUGGGCAGCCUGUACAUGUCUGAAAUCUGCACAGAGAUGAAAAACCUUCGCUCCCUGGUCAGAGUGUGUGAGAUUCAGGCCACGCUGAGGGAACAGAGAAUCCUGUUCCUGAGGCAGCAGAGCAAGGAGCUGGACAAGCUGAAGAACCAGAACUCCUACAUGGUUUGAGGACCCAACCUGAGAAGGAAAAGGCUCGGACAGUCGGAUUAAAACGAUAAGAGAGGCCGAGGAGUUGACACGGACAGCAAGCUGCCGCAGCCUUGUUUUUUCUGCCUACAAGAGUCUUUUGACAGCAACUGACGAGGUGAAGCUCCAUCAUCCUGAACACGUUUUCUUCUUUUUUUCUUUUUAAAUUAGUUUUCCAACGUCCACCACAUGAAUCGCUCUCACCAAAAGGUCAAGCUGACGGUUCACCCAGUCGGACAUUUUAACUGAGUGGAUGCAGAAGACCCGAGGCUCUAUUCAGACAGCACCUUCUUUGACCGUGAACCUUGGAUUGUGUGUGUGUUGUAAUGGAUUAAAUUGUUUUCUGGUGUGUUUUGAUGUGUAGUGGUCGGGAAGAGAAUCAACACGGACUAAAUCAGACCAUCUCAGAACAGUGACCGUUUUUCAGGGGGCUGAACGAGCUCGUUCGGUCCCCUGACUUCUGAAGUGGACAUUGAAGCUUUUGAAUUCAAUGGCAGUGAUGUUACUGUUAUUUUUUUUUUUAGUCUCAUCCUUGUCAGUGGUUUCGCCAUCCCAUCGUGUCUUCAGACUGGUUGGUUUUACAUGUCUUGAGAUUAAAGAGGACCGUUGGCCAGACCUUGAAAAUGCUUAAUGUGCUACAGUCCCAGAUGAUGGGAGUCUGCGUUAUGGUUCCAGUGUCUCAAACUCACUGGAAUUUAUUGCUAGUUCUGUCAAACGCACUCCAGAUGUUUCAAAGUCACUUUGAAACAGUCAAUACUAUUGGACCUAGGUUGGCUGCUAGUACAUCUGUGAUUGUGUUCAUUUGUAGCCCUGCGGGCACGUUUCUUAUUCCUUCUGCUGUUUGUCUUUUCUUUAUUUUUUUUUUUUUUCUUUUGUAUUGUCUAUAUUUUGUUUCUUUCCCAAAUCCAGUUUGGGAAUUAUAUUUCAUUCCUUUUUGUGCAGCUUAGCUGGAGAUUGUGUAAAAGAAUAGAGAAGCGACUGAAUUUACAGUCAUGUAAAGCUAAAUUAUUGUUGCACACGAUAUUGAUUACGUCCUUGUAGUUAGAGUGGAAAAGAUCUUCAGAAAGAAAUUUUAUUUUUUCUACAAGGAAACUUUGUUUUGGUUCAGCUGCCGGGGGCCGCAGCCCUUUUAUUGACGAAUCUAGCCAGGUUUGGCUACUUUUUUAAAGGUUUCAUUCAUGAUAAGAGAGGGAAUACUUUUUUAUAACUAACAAGACAUUAAACUGCAAUUGUACACUCCGA
Messenger RNA from Mugil cephalus (flathead mullet), 3163 nucleotides. RefSeq names its product WW domain-containing adapter protein with coiled-coil-like. Gene Ontology annotation, molecular function: RNA polymerase II complex binding; chromatin binding. Gene Ontology annotation, cellular component: nucleus. The record is from RefSeq and is a predicted model, not a curated record. Bases 317 to 1903 code for a protein of 528 amino acids. NCBI's taxonomy places the organism in Eukaryota, Metazoa, Chordata, Actinopteri, Mugiliformes, Mugilidae. The transcript has 13 exons. Gene Ontology annotation, biological process: regulation of autophagy; positive regulation of TORC1 signaling.